CUCCUAUGCUGGGAGUUGAGCAGUUACAGAAGGCAGUGACCUGAUGUCAGCUUUAAUGUUCCCACCAAAGUUUGAUGCCAAAGUUUCAGUUUCCCAAGAACUACUACCUGAGCAGGCAGACCACAUCCAAGAGGAAGAAGGAGAGCAACUCCAUACCUGCUUUGAGGAGAUACAGUCACUUAAUUUGAAACUCAUAUCCGCCAGCUCAGAGAUUGGCAUUGUGCAUGUCGUAGACACUCCUGAACAGCUGGAAUCUUCAAAAGACGAUGCUUUCUAUGAUCUCCAAAAGACCCACAUCAAGGUUUUGAAAGAAAGUUGUGUCUAUGUAACAGAACCCACGUCCAAAAAGUUUGCAAAUCUAUGGAUUGUCAACAGCAAUGCAUACCCUUUGAAUCACGACACCUCACAACAUGUGGGGUUGGAUCAGAAUGUUAUGUCAACCAAUCCCCUCAGCUACAUAGAGAUUUUAACACCUACAUGUGGAGAUGGAAAACCUCACAGAAUCAUUGUAACAAAGGGAAUAGCUGGGGUUGGAAAGACAGUUUGUGUGGAAAAGUUAAUUCACGACUGGGCUGCUGGUUCUACACUGUCAGAAUUUGACUUCAUAUUUUUGUUUUCCUUCUGUAAGCUCAAUAUGCUGUCAGAAAGGUCACUGAACCUGGUGCAACUUCUCCAGCAUUACUACCCACACUUGGAGCAUUGCGAAGAGAUUCUAACAAGCAAAUCAGUCAAAUCCUUGUACAUAUUUGAUGGACUAGAUGAAAGCCUUCAAAGUCUGGAUUUUGAAAAACAACUAGCCUGCUAUGAUGAGAAUGAAUUAAUGUCCCUUGGAUCUUUACUCACAAAUCUCAUCAGAGGCAACCUUCAUUCUUCAGCUUCAGUUUGGAUAACUACCCGGCCAGCAGCCCUAGGGCAAAUUCCUCUCUGCUACGUUGACAGACUGACAGAAAUAAAAGGAUUCUGUGAGCAGCAAAAGAAGGAUUUUUUUCACAAGAAAUAUGAAAAUAGGCACCUGGCAGAAAAAAUGAUUGCAAUUGUGAACAAAGAACUGAGUUUAUCCCUUCUAUGCAACAUGCCAAUUUUCUGCUGCGCUUUAUCAAUCAUGUUGGAAGAUGCACUUGAAUUAUUUCAGCAUUGUGGGCUUGGUGAUUCCAUGCCAGUAGCAAUUACAUCUGUCUUCACCAAGUUCUUAGUGCAUGUCUUCUCCCACCAAGAGCAAAAAUUGGAGUAUUUAACUCACAAGAAACAGACCAUUGAUGCACUGUUGAAGUCAAAGCAAAAAGCUAUCAUCAGUUUGGGGAAGUUGGCUUUCGAUCUACAGAGAGGCCAGAUGCGGAUAUUUUAUGAGAAAGAUUUAAAAGUAUACAAUGUCGAUGCUUCCUUGGCAGAAAGUGGAUUUUGCAAAGAGGUUGUUGUGGGAAAUGCAAAUCCUUCAAAGAAGGCCUUCUGUUUUGUUGAUGGGUCACUGCAGGAAUAUUUUGCUGCUUUGUAUGUUUUCCUGUCAUUAAACAACAACAAAAAUAAUCCUUUAAACACUGCAGCGAAUGCAAAAACAUUACGAAAACAUGAAAGACCCUCUUAUUCCCAAGUCUGUAAACAGGCCUGUAAGGAAGCAAUGAAAAGUUCUUGUGGUCACUUUGACCUGUUUCUCAGAUUCCUUUGUGGAUUCGGGACUCAAAAAAAUCAGCAAAUCAUGAAAGGACUGAUGACAAGUUGUGAAAUAAAUCGUGAUGAUAUAACAAAGGUUGUUCAAAUUUUCAAAAAGAAAUUGCAGGAAGAUAUUCCUCCAGAAAAAUGUAUUACUAUUCUACAGUGUUUAAGUGAAUUAGAGGAUAAUUCACUGGUAAAAGAAACCAGAAAGAUCAUUGUUGCUGGUACUGUUACUUCUCGGACACUUACACCAGCAGAAUAUUCAGCACUGGCAUUUGUUCUGCAAAUGUCUAACGGAGAUAUGGAGGCAUUAGAUCUUUCACAACUCAAAAUAUCUUCAGUUGGAUUCCAGAGACUGGUGCCAGUUCUGCCUCAUUUUACAAGUUUAAAAAUGAUUGGAUCGAAUUUGGGAGAUUCUGGAGUCAAGAUAUUGUCACAAGUGAUGACAAGUCCAGACUGUAAAUUGCAAAAUCUGGAGCUGGAAAAAAAUGAUCUGACACAUAAAUGUUGUGAGACACUCGCUUUCAUUAUGAGCAGCAGUAGAAUGCUGACAAAUCUAAACCUGAGUAAUAAUAAUCUUGGAGAUAGAGGCAUACGUAUAUUGUCUACUGCUCUGAAGGCGGCUCAGUGCAGAGUACAAACAUUGAACUUGAGCAACAACAAUCUCUCAAUUGGAAGCUGGGAGGAACUUGUCUCUGUGCUCAUCACAAAUCAAACAUUGAGAGAGCUGAAUGUGAGCAGUAAUAGAAUGGGCGAAGCAGGCCUGAGAACACUGUCUAGUGCACUGAAAGAUCCACGCUGCAAAUUAGAAAAGUUAGGGCUUAAUAAUACUUGUACACUUGACUUUGGAAUGAUGGGCUCUUAUCAGGAAGAGACUGGAAUGGAAAUACUUAGUGAUGUGCUAAAAGAUCCGAGAUGCACAUUAAAAAGCUUAGAGUUGGCCAAGAAUAGUUUGACACAGAAAAAUUAUGAAGAAAUUGCUUCUGCCAUGACAAUCAAUUGCAGUCUGACCCAUCUGGAUCUAAGUUCCAAUGUCAUUCAAGACUCUGGAAUAAAUGUAUUAUCCGUGGCACUGAUGGACACAAGCUGCUCAAUACAAUCACUGGUGCUGACUGAAACAAAACUAACACCCACCUGUUGUGAGAAACUUGCCUCUGUGCUAGUCACAAACCAGACACUGAGAGAGCUGGAUCUGAGCAUGAACAAAUUGGGUGAUUCUGGAGUGUGUGCACUGUCUACUGCACUGAAGGAACCAUGCUGCAAACUGGAAACUCUAGGAUUAAGACGAACAUCUCUCACUGACGCAUGUUGUAAGAAGCUUAUAACUGCACUCAGCACAUCGCAAACAAUAGCAUCUCUUGACUUAAGUGAGAACUUAUUUACAGACAGUUCCAUAAAGAUCUUCUGCAGUCUCAUUUUGACCUGUAGUAACCUGAAAUGUUUAAGGUUGGAGCUGAACCAGUUCACCACAAAUGGACAGAUGACAAUAAAGAAUCUGAGCAUGGAGAAAUCAGGAGUUCGGAUUGUUGUAGAAAGAAGCUAAAAUAUUACCUAACAUUUAAAUUUUGAGUAUCUUUUGUACUUGAUUGCAUAAUUCUUGUGAUUAAAAAUAUUUUAAAUCUGUAUUGCAAUGUAUACCAGCAAAUGGUUUUAAUUACGAAACUGACAUCCAUUUCUUUCUUGUUAUAUGCUAGCAUCAGUUUGUUUAUGAUUAAAGCUGUUUGUUGUUCAUAGGACUUUCUACACAUAAUGUUUUGAAAAUAAAAUGCAUUUAUAUAC
This is a messenger RNA of Chiloscyllium plagiosum (whitespotted bambooshark), 3429 nucleotides long. The record is from RefSeq and is a predicted model, not a curated record. Lineage: Eukaryota; Metazoa; Chordata; Chondrichthyes; Orectolobiformes; Hemiscylliidae.